CUCAAAAAAAAAAAAGAUUAGACUCAAGCUUCCUUUGAAGAAAAAUUGCAUGAUUUUACCGCAUAAGGUAACUUAAGCAGCUCAGCAGGUACAUGCAACAAUUGAUCAAUUUCCACUAAAUGUCAAUGCCACUACACCAACCUCAUAAUAUGUGCGGCAUCCCACCCAACAACAUUUUAAGCCUCCUACCCAAAAAAUUGCAGUGCUUCCACUCCCACCUAAUAAGAUGCAUCAAUCUGAACCAAUUAUAGUGAUGAUGCCCACACCAAGUUUUGUCCCAAAAGACAACAUUUCCCCGACUAUUGAUCAUUCACCGUCACAACCAUUAACAUUUGUUGCUUCACGACAUACUUCAAUUUCCGCUAAUCCACCACCUUCAAGCCCUGUUGCUAUUGGUAAUAAUACUUAAGGGUCAAGAUGCUCCAAUUUUAGUCAUGGGGUUGCGCUUGAUGGGAGAACAAUGAUAUGGCCGGAUGGUCGAGGGGUGGCCUCGAGGGCCCUCACCUCAGUCAUUACAUCACAAUAUGUUGAUUCGUAUCCUAGCUGGGGAGCAAUCCCAGAAUUAACUUUGGAACGCUGGUUCGACAAAUUUGGUGAGAAAGUUGUUUGGUUGCCUGAGCACAAUUUUCAGAUUAGGAAUAUCUUCAAUACAAAAGGAUCAAUGCGUUUUUCUUAUAUGUUGAUGCAAGCGAGAAAGAAGCGUAAGUGUCCAACUUGGAUCGGAGAAACUGUUUGGAAUGAUCUUGAGAAGAUAUGGAUAGAUCCGUCGUUUAAGGAGAUAUCAAAUCGAGCUAAGAAAAAUCGUGCUUCUUCUAAAGGAGGAGCUCUCCAUACUGGUGGAUCUAUAUCCAUUGCUGAACAUACUAUUCAGAUGGUACAGUUUCUAUAUCAAGGACAAAAUUAGUCUUAUAAAUACAUCCCCAAUUUCUAUCAAAUCACAAAAUUAGUCUAAAGCAUAACACACCAAUAAUUUUAAAGAUUUUAGAAGUAUGUUCUACCAAACUUGUUUUCCAGUAUUCAUCGCUCUAGUAAUUUUAACCAUGACCAUGAGUGCUGUGGUUUGUUUGGAUUAGCCAUGUUACUAGUUUUUCUGCCAAAAUUUAAAGGAGAUAGAUCAUUAAUAAUUUCACUAAUGUAAACAAUUAUUAAUGUAUUUAGUGGGUGACCUUAACAGAACCAAAAAAACAAAUUAAAGUGUAGAAAGAGAAAACAGGAGAUGAGAUUGGAUAUAUUAUAUAUACCUUGAAAUAAAAAGGUAGUGACACGUCCACUUAUUUAA
This is a messenger RNA of Cicer arietinum (chickpea), 1279 nucleotides long. Lineage: Eukaryota; Viridiplantae; Streptophyta; Magnoliopsida; Fabales; Fabaceae. The record is from RefSeq and is a predicted model, not a curated record.